CUGGUAGGCAUUUGGCUCACCAACGCGCUCCCCUGCGGGACCCCCGAGGACCCGAAAGGGGAUAUAACCCAGGUCGAAGGAAUCUUCUCCGCCGCUGCGCGUUUCAACGGAUCAUGCCAGCCCAACGUGUGCCACUGGUGGGACGAUGUGGCACAAAGGCUCCUGUUACACGCCAUACGAGACAUCAAUGCAGGCGAGGAGCUUUGUCUUGGAUAGGCGUGCGGGGCUAGAGGAGUACUACAACUACCUGUGCCGCUGCGAAGUGUGCUCGCUCCGGGGACAAGCGCUGCGGGACAGCGACCGUCGCCGCCGCCACAUUGCCCAGAUCCGCACAGACAUGGUUGACUACCUCGAUUCGGCCUUCGGAUUGCACAAGAUAAAACUGGCUAUUAAGCUCUUGCGGGAGGAAAAAUUACUCGAACACAGUAGCGCGUCCUUCUACAUCAAAGGAUUUGAUUUCUGCGCCAGAGCCGGGGAUGUCGAGAAUGCCCGCGCGUGGGCUAAGAAGGCGUGUGAGACGCUAACCAUGUCGAGGGGCCCAAAUAGCUCCUUCGCCCGACACUGGAACAAUCUUGCUGAGCAUCCCGAAGAAUCAGAUGUUUUCCAGAGCGGGAGAAAGAAAUAUAAGCUUACGGGACCUGAGUUCUAGGAUGUCCAUGACGUGCGAGGUCUUUCUGAAUAUAAAUUAUCUCCCUUUUGA
Molecule: messenger RNA, 700 nt
Organism: Trametes versicolor FP-101664 SS1
Lineage: Eukaryota; Fungi; Basidiomycota; Agaricomycetes; Polyporales; Polyporaceae
Exons: 4
Coding region: 146-649 (167 amino acids)
Source: RefSeq, a predicted model, not a curated record